Molecule: messenger RNA, 1593 nt
Organism: Morus notabilis
Lineage: Eukaryota; Viridiplantae; Streptophyta; Magnoliopsida; Rosales; Moraceae
Product: protein ROOT INITIATION DEFECTIVE 3
Exons: 8
Coding region: 175-1491 (438 amino acids)
Biological process (GO): DNA-templated DNA replication; rRNA processing
Cellular component (GO): nuclear pre-replicative complex
Molecular function (GO): protein binding
Source: RefSeq, a predicted model, not a curated record
UUAAUCAUCCUACCUUGCCGCCGCCAUUGUGGUCUGUCUCACACAACACCACCGCCCUUUGAAUUUGGAAACCCUAGCUCUCUGUAACUCUCAAGCCCCUCGCUUUCUCUCCCCGACUCCGUUUCUCUCCUCCCUUGCUUCCUUGUUUUCCGAAAACCGUAGCAAAACCCCCCAAUGGAGGUCGUUGUGGCCUCUUCGUCCGUCGACGCCGGCAUCGGUUGCUGGGACCUACAAAGCGGCGCCGAGCAGCUCCGCUACAAGUCUUGCGCGUCCCCCCGCCACGGUCUUGUCUGCGUCGGCCGACGCUUCCUCGCCUCUUCUCAGCUCCGCAACUCCUCCGCCUCCUCCGGCUCCGUCCUCUACUGGACUUGGUCCAAGCCACAAGUAGAAGUCAAGAGCUUCCCUGCAGAACAGAUAAAGCCGCUCGCGGCUAAUCGAGAAGGCACCUACAUUGUUGGUGGAGGCUUGUCUGGGGAUAUCUACUUGUGGGAGGUUGCUAGUGGUAGUCUGCUUAAGAACUGGCAUGCUCAUUAUAGAGCCGUUACAUGCUUGGUAUUUUCUGACGAUGACUCGCUGUUAAUAUCUGGGUCCGAGGAUGGAUCGGUCAAAGUUUGGUCGCUUUUAAUGAUAUUCGAUGAUUACUUAAGAGAACAAGCGAGUCAUCCGUACGUACAUAGCUUUUCAGAGCACACUCUUUGUAUAACUGAUAUUAUAGCUGGAUAUGGAGGCUGCAAUGCGAUUAUAGUUUCGGCUUCAGAGGAUCGGACGUGUAAGGUCUGGAGCUUAUCAAAAGGAAAAUUAUUAAGAAAUAUUGUGUUUCCAUCAAUAAUUGAUGCAAUUGCUUUGGAUCCCAGUGAACGUGUCUUUUAUGCUGGCGGUAGAGAUGGAAAGAUAUAUGUUGCCGCACUCAAUGCUGAAAUUCCGUCUAGCAAAAAAUAUGGGCUGCAUAUCAUAAGUGCAUUUUCAAAUCACAGCAAGGCUGUUACUUGCUUACAAUACGGUACAACUGGAAAUGUUUUGAUCUCUGGAUCAGAAGAUGGUAUGAUUCGUGUUUGGGAUGCUCGAACUUAUAACAUUAUUCGGGUGUUAAGACACGCAAAAGGUCCGGUGAAUAAUAUUAUUCUUGUUAGAGAACAACUUAAAAAUUUUCAGAGGAUUUCAAAUUCACAAGCUUUCCUCAGGAAGCACGCAUCACUAUUACCACCUCUGGAAAAAUAUGCAAAUUCAACAGAUGAUGUUACAGAAACUAAGACUGUUAUUGGUUUCCAAGAGACUUGCAACAAAUCCAUCGAUGCCAUGUACCUUAGUUCUGUUGUGGCUCAUAAUCAAAUCAAAGAACUACAGCAAAGAGGUUCUGCCGCCGUUGAUAUGGAACUGGACAGAGUAAAGCUUGAUUGCAAGAAAUCCAUGCAAAUGGUUGAGCAAUGGAAGAAAAUGUAUGAAAACUUGCAUCAAUUCUGUGUAGAUGAACUCUUAGAGGAUGGCAAAUAGAAAAACUGUGAGAGUUGCAACUCUUAUUUUUGCUUAUAGUAUUAUAAGAUGGAUGAUUCUUCUUGGUUCUUCACAUUCGUUAUCUGAAUAUAGUAGUCUUUU